CACCGGGCACCGGCCGCCGCCACCUCCAUCCAGCCCGGGCCCCCCGCCAGCCUGGACACCGACACUCCGGCCGCUGCGGCGGCGGCGGGCGCAUCCUGGUUCAUAACACUGAAACUCCAGUUUCCAAGAUGAAGUUUUUAUUGGCAAUCUCCUUUUUUAUUUUAAUGUCCUUGUGGGUUGAAGAAGCCUUUGCUAAAGAAAAGUCUUCCAAGAAAGGGAAGGGCAAAAAGAAGCAGUAUCUGUGCCCAUCCCAGCAGUCAGCAGAGGACCUAGCACGAGUGCCUGCCAACUCCACCAGCAACAUACUGAACCGACUGCUGGUCAGUUAUGAUCCUAGGAUAAGACCCAAUUUCAAAGGCAUUCCUGUUGAUGUCGUAGUCAACAUUUUUAUUAACAGUUUUGGAUCCAUUCAAGAGACCACAAUGGACUAUAGAGUUAACAUUUUCCUGAGACAGAAAUGGAAUGACCCGCGGCUGAAGCUCCCUAGUGACUUCAGAGGCUCUGACGCACUGACAGUGGACCCCACGAUGUACAAGUGCUUGUGGAAGCCGGAUUUAUUUUUCGCAAAUGAAAAAAGUGCCAAUUUCCAUGAUGUAACCCAGGAAAAUAUCCUUCUGUUUAUUUUCCGGGAUGGAGAUGUCCUUGUGAGCAUGAGGUUAUCUAUUACUCUUUCAUGCCCUUUGGACUUGACUUUAUUUCCCAUGGAUACACAACGGUGCAAGAUGCAGCUUGAGAGCUUUGGUUACACGACUGAUGAUUUGAGAUUCAUCUGGCAGUCAGGCGAUCCUGUUCAGUUGGAAAAAAUUGCUUUGCCUCAGUUCGAUAUUAAAAAGGAAGAUAUUGAGUAUGGAAACUGCACCAAAUAUUAUAAAGGGACUGGCUACUACACCUGUGUGGAAGUCAUCUUCACCCUGCGGAGACAGGUCGGGUUUUACAUGAUGGGCGUCUACGCACCAACCCUGCUGAUCGUGGUCCUCUCCUGGCUUUCCUUCUGGAUCAAUCCUGAUGCCAGUGCCGCCAGGGUGCCCCUGGGCAUCUUCUCGGUGCUGAGCUUGGCCUCUGAGUGCACCACCCUGGCGGCCGAGCUGCCCAAGGUGUCCUACGUGAAGGCGCUGGACGUGUGGCUCAUUGCCUGCCUGCUCUUCGGGUUUGCGUCCCUGGUGGAGUAUGCAGUGGUCCAGGUGAUGUUGAACAACCCCAAGAGAGUCGAAGCAGAAAAAGCCAGAAUUGCUAAGGCUGAGCAGGCCGAGGGAAAAGGCGGGAAUACAGCGAAGAAGAACCCGGUGAACGGCGCGGGGACCCCGGUCCACAUCAGCACUUUGCAGGUUGGCGAGACCAGGUGCAAAAAGGUGUGUACUUCCAAGUCUGAUCUGAGAUCGAAUGACUUUAGCAUCGUUGGAAGUUUACCAAGAGAUUUUGAACUAUCCAAUUAUGACUGCUAUGGAAAGCCCAUUGAAGUCAACAAUGGGCUUGGCAAGUCACAGGCGAAGAACAACAAAAAGCCACCCCCUGCCAAACCUGUCAUCCCCACAGCGGCGAAGCGCAUCGACCUCUACGCCAGAGCGCUGUUUCCCUUCUGCUUCCUCUUCUUCAAUGUAAUCUAUUGGUCUAUAUACUUAUGAUGCAGCUUUUCAUCUUGUAUAAAAUAAAUGCCGUUUCAUUGUGAUCAAUCCAACUCAUAAUUGCCAAUCUGUGAAAACUUUUGCAUUUUCAUAGCAAUAUAUUGCAUUUGGGAUGUCACUCAAUUAUAAUAAAAUGUGCACCUUACUUUUGAAUGGCAGCAUGAUCUCGUAAUGUCUGUACUCCAAUAAUGGUGUAUAAUAUGUAUAGUGAACAUUUUGCUUUAGGAAUAAGUAAAUAGUAAGCAUAACACAUAAUAUACAUGAUAUCUCUUCAGUCAGUAUAAACUGCAAAUGCUUCUGAUAAUCCUGGUUUUAAAAAAUGAUGUGCACGCUGACUCUUGUCCAGGUUACAAUUUCAAUGUAUGUAGUAUUUUAAAUUUCAUUCCUUGUAACUUUCAAAGAAAGUCAUCUUAUUCUUGUAUAAUUUUAGAUUGUAUUUAUCCCAGAUUAAGUCAAAUCAUAUAGCAUAUUGUUUAAACUUUGUAAGUAGAAAUAUAUUAGUAAUAACUAUUCAGGCUCUAUGGAGACAUAAAUUUUAAAAAUAUGAAUCAGCUCAUUAUAAAGUGUGCCAGCAUUGAAAAAAUUCCAGAUCAUAAGACCUAAUAAGUAUUUUGGAAAGAGAGACAUCUUGACCUUUAUAAAUGCAUACUGAAUUCUGUACCUGAUGAAGUAAAAAUAAAUAUAGUAUAGAUUAUCCAUAAGUAUUUUGGAUAAAAAUUAAUUAGUCCAUCUAUAAACUGAACUAUAUUUUCAUUAAUUUUAUUUGUUGAUACAGAAUACAUAAUAUCAUGCCUUAAAAAGUUAUAUGUAUUUUAAGUCUGAAUGCAGAAAAUGAUGUGUAUUUUCAUGUCACUUUUAGAAAUCCAAGAGGAAUUACUAAAAGUAUCUUGAUAUGGAAAAAUUAACCAAUCAUUAGAGGACUUAGGUUUUUUUUUUCAUUUUAUUAAAAUGCUUACAUAUUUCAAGUAAAAUGCAAAAUGUUUCCUGAAUUUGUUUCUUGUUUAUUUGAAUGUUUUGGAUAUGAUACAAAAUCCUGAGUAAGUAAAUAAUAUUUUUGUUCAUGUUAAA
This is a messenger RNA of Jaculus jaculus (lesser Egyptian jerboa), 2690 nucleotides long. RefSeq names its product glycine receptor beta (gene Glrb). Lineage: Eukaryota; Metazoa; Chordata; Mammalia; Rodentia; Dipodidae. Gene Ontology annotation, biological process: signal transduction; chemical synaptic transmission; regulation of membrane potential. Gene Ontology annotation, molecular function: transmembrane signaling receptor activity; extracellularly glycine-gated chloride channel activity; neurotransmitter receptor activity. Gene Ontology annotation, cellular component: synapse; postsynaptic membrane; neuron projection. The transcript has 10 exons. The coding region runs from base 129 to 1622 and encodes 497 amino acids. The record is from RefSeq and is a predicted model, not a curated record.